GAGUGCAAAAUAAAUGAAGAUGGAGAAAAAAAUGAAAGUAACAAAAUGAAUAAGGUAGUUAGUACAAGAAGUGAUGAAUCUUUACAAGCAAGCAAAAAAGGAGAAAAAAACUUACCCUUGUCAGGUAACCAACCGGUCAGAAAAAUCAAAUGCACAAGUGAAAUACCAAAUAAUGAGAUUAUUAAAAAUAAGCAUAAACUAUUCAAUAAACCUAGAUUAUAUACAAAUCAGUUUAACAAUAGCAAUGCAGAGAAACAAUGUAAUCCAAAUAGUACUACCAAAAUGGCUAGAGAAGGUCAAGGUUGUGAUGACGAAAUAGUAACCUGGAUGACUAAUCUGAUUAAAAGAAACUAUUUUAUGAAUGAAGUGAAAUGCAUCUCUAUCACUUGGGCUGUGGAAAAAUUUGGCCAGUAUUUACGUAACUCUGACUCACCAAGAUAA
Racocetra persica is the source of this 441-nucleotide messenger RNA. Lineage: Eukaryota; Fungi; Glomeromycota; Glomeromycetes; Diversisporales; Gigasporaceae. The record is from the annotation of a GenBank genome assembly.